GGUGAGGUUUUUAAUGAGGGAGGUCUUCAUGGUUUCCAAGCUUGACUUGUUCCACAUGGUCAAGCUUGAGGGGGAGUGUUGAGAUGAGGUAAUAAAGAGAGGAGACAUUGAUAGAGAAAGAGGAUUGAGGCAUACAGUAACUUUGGAGUUUUACCACAGUAACUUUAGUUUUACUGUGGUAACUCAGUUAAAGCUUGGAAAGUGAUCUUGCUUCACUUUGGAGAGUUACCCACGACCAAGGAGCUCUUGGAUAAGGAAGGAGCAGUCUGGAUAAGGUUUCCUCAAGCUAGAGAGGCUGGAGACAGGCUGUAAAGUAGACAGCAUCUAGUAAAAGAUGCCAAAGGGAUCAAGCAUGUGAAGACUCCCAUUGGAUGCUUUUGGAUGGCUCUCUUUGACUACACAUGCUCUGAAUCUCUUUCUUAUCUUAUGGAUUUCGAAAUGUAUUGUCUCUCUCAUAUAAAUAUGUUGUAAACCUCAUCUUUAAUGAUUAAUGGAGUUUUUAGUCUCUCUCUUUAUUCUCUCACUAAAAUCUCUUAAUCUCUUUAAUCUUUUCAUCUGAUUAUCUCUGAUUAUUUGAAUCAUGCUCUAAUACACAAAAGUGUAUAUGGUAUCAGAGCCAGGUUGGCAAAAAGGGGGUGAGUGUGAUUUCUUUUUCUCAAAAUCAGAGUGUUCUUGAGUGUUCUUGGGAUUAUUGAGGUUUCUGGGUAUGUGUGUUGUCUAUUCUUUUGUGGCUGGGUUUAUUUGAGAUUCUCUGGUGGAAACAUGGAUAUGAAGCACGAAUCUAGUGGAGCAGUGAAGAUUCAAGAAGAAAACAAGUGGGUUUGGCCAAGAUGGGUAAAGACAGCUUUGGGAAGCUGUGAGAUUUGGAGUAAUCAAGUAAAGGGAGAACCUUUAAUGGAGAGAGCUGCUGAUGGGGGUCAGACAGCAAGGUUGAAAUGUGAAGAUCAGUUGAGUCUUGAAGAAAGUAUAUCUCUUGAGAAGAUUGAAGAUGUUUAUGAGAACAAGAUCAAUCUAAGGAGGAUGUAUGAAGUCAGGAAGAUGAUCUGUGAGUUGAAACAAGGGAAAGAAGGUUUCAAUCAGCAUGUGAAGAAGCUGAGAUGUUUGUGGUCGGAGUUACAAAGCUUGAGACCAAGAAGUUGUGAUCCGAGAGUGCUAGAAGAGUGGCGAGAGCAAGAUGUUGUCUUCAGCCUCCUUGCAAGCUUGGAUUCAUCUUAUGGCUGGUUGGUAAAGCUUAUUCUCAAGGAAGAGAAGCUACCCAACAUGGAAGAAGUGUGUAUACUUGUUCAGAGGCUUCAUCAAGUGAUGGAAGAGAACAAAGAGAUAACUUGGAGUAAGGAGGGUGCUAAAAGGAAGAAGGGAAGGCUGAGACGACGUUCUAAGGCUCAGAUCAGAAGAGGAAGGUAUGACUUUUAGGAAUGUAAAGGAUAAUCUGAGUUUAGAAAGGAUUAAAGAAGGAGAAUAAGAGAUUAAGAGACAACUUAGAGACUAAUGGAGAAUCAUAGUGAAAUGAGUAAAGAGAAAGAUUGUUUAGAACUGUCUAAUCUUUCAUUAAGGACAUGAGUUACAAUAUAUAGUGUGAGCAUACAAGGG
Molecule: messenger RNA, 1590 nt
Organism: Brassica rapa (field mustard)
Lineage: Eukaryota; Viridiplantae; Streptophyta; Magnoliopsida; Brassicales; Brassicaceae
Source: RefSeq, a predicted model, not a curated record